Molecule: messenger RNA, 1239 nt
Organism: Pteropus alecto (black flying fox)
Lineage: Eukaryota; Metazoa; Chordata; Mammalia; Chiroptera; Pteropodidae
Gene: NAGK
Product: N-acetylglucosamine kinase
Exons: 10
Coding region: 74-1099 (341 amino acids)
Molecular function (GO): N-acetylglucosamine kinase activity
Source: RefSeq, a predicted model, not a curated record
AUGGGUGGGUGAGAGGGAGGGAAUUGCUCGAGGGAGGGAAGCAAACCGCGGGAUCGGCGGCGGUAGCAGCAGCAUGGCCGCGCUCUACGGGGGUGUAGAGGGGGGAGGAACACGGUCCAAGGUCCUUUUACUCUCAGAGGAUGGGCAGAUCCUGGCAGAAGCAGAUGGACUCAGCACAAACCACUGGCUGAUCGGGACAGACAAGUGUGUGGAGAGGAUCAAUGAGAUGGUGAACAGGGCCAAAAGGAAAGCAGGGGUGGACCCUCUGGUACCUCUACGAAGCUUGGGCCUAUCUCUGAGUGGUGGGGACCAGGAGGAUGCCGUGAGGAUGCUGAUGGAGGAGCUGAGGGACCGAUUUCCCUACUUGAGUGAAAGCUACUUAAUCACCACCGAUGCCGCUGGCUCCAUCGCCACAGCUACGCCAGAUGGUGGGAUCGUACUCAUCUCUGGGACAGGCUCCAACUGCAGGCUCAUCAACCCCGAUGGUUCUGAGAGUGGCUGCGGCGGCUGGGGCCAUAUGAUGGGGGACGAGGGUUCAGCCUACUGGAUUGCACACCAAGCAGUGAAAAUAGUGUUUGACUCCAUCGACAACCUAGAGGCAGCUCCUCAUGACAUUGGCUACGUCAAGCAGGCCAUGUUCAACUAUUUCCAGGUGCCAGAUCGGCUAGGCAUCCUCACUCACCUGUAUAGGGACUUUGAUAAAUGCAGGUUUGCUGGGUUUUGCCGGAAAAUUGCAGAAGGUGCUCAGCAGGGAGAUCCCCUUUCCCGUUAUAUCUUCAGGAAGGCUGGGGAGAUGCUGGGCAGACACGUUGUAGCAGUAUUGCCUGAGAUUGACCCGGUCUUGUUCAAAGGAGAGAUUGGUCUCCCCAUCCUGUGUGUGGGCUCUGUGUGGAAGAGCUGGGAGCUGCUGAAGGAAGGUUUCCUAUUAGCGCUGACCCAGGGCAGAGAGAUCCAAGCUCAGAACUCCUUCUCGCUUCACCUUUUUUUUUAUUCCUCUGCCCUGGGCGGGGCCAGCCUAGGGGCGAGGCACAUCGGGCACCUCCUCCCCAUGGACUACAGUCUCAAUGCCAUUGCCUUCUACUCUUAUACCUUCUCCUAGGGGGCUGAUCCUGGCUCUACCCACUCCUAAGCCCAGUGGACGUUGCGUGCUGGGAAGGAGGAGGCCUUUACUUCUUUCCCUUUUCUUACAAAGAGGAAAAACAUAUACAAGAAAAUAAACGCACUUUACUCACUCCCCAA